AUGGCCGCCCCAAACCCAGCGAACGUCAACACACAAAAUCAAGGCCAGUGUACGACCCAAGGAGCGACUGUACCCACUCUAACUGCGUUGCAAUCUGACACAGCGGUUCAGGAGGAGCUUAAAGCCUUAGAAGAGUCACUAGGGGACCCAAUUCAUCUUGGUCUUUCUGACGAAUUGGCGGAUCCAGCGCAAAAACUACUGGAACCCAGCACCACCCCCAGAGGUAAGCGUCCCCUGCUAAUUCCAGAUUUUGUCAGUUCCCUCCCAGUUGUUCUGGAAGAGGACCGGGAGACUGUGCGUGGCGCUUCUGGUGGCGCUCAAAUCAUAUUUAAGACUAGCCAUGAGAAAAAGCCCCCGCUCAACAACAUCACCUUUCCACAAUGGUCAGCAGAAAAAUUCAGGAUCAUGCACACACUUGCCAAAGAAGGUGCCUUGUCAACUAUGUCAGACAUUAUGAAUUACAUAUCAUAUAGCACCAAAGUCUCAGAGCUGGCCAAGACUUACCUGAUAGCCCGUGUCGUCCACUAUGAUGACCUUUAUCGACGAAUGCAAUUCGCCACUGGUUGUAAAUGGGGUACAGAGAGGCAGCUUAUCUACCAGCAAUCCCUCCACAAGCCUGACACCAACCAGCCUGGCUCAACCAAACAAGCAAACCGUCCUCCAGGUAGAUCAACUUCAACUAUCAACCCGACCACAGGCAAGCAGGUGUGCUAUGACUUCCAAUGACGACAAGGCUGCAGGUAUGGCACUGCUUGCAAGUAUGACCAUGUUUGUAUAAAGCCACAGUGUUUGGGGGAUCACCCCCAGUGGAAGCACACAGCUACUCACUACCCCCAAGCCUGAACACACACUCGCCUGCAGAGCUAUUUCUCAAUUCUUUAGUGGAACCACUUGCAGGGGAUAGCUCGACUGCAUCACCUAUAGCAGGGAAAUACCCAUACAUUAGUUUAGAAACAGCAGAGGUGUGUUACUGA
Porites evermanni is the source of this 974-nucleotide messenger RNA. The record is from the annotation of a GenBank genome assembly. Lineage: Eukaryota; Metazoa; Cnidaria; Anthozoa; Scleractinia; Poritidae.